AUGUAUUGGAAUCCUUUCAUCCCUGGGCUUAUCUGGCUUGACCAUGUAUUCAAGGUUCACCUCAAAGUGUCAAAUAUCAUUACAAUAUUUACCAUUCUUUUCACAAUCCACUUUGACAUGGCUUUUGGAGGUCUUGGGAUGAAUAACUUCCAGACAGAGUUUAGAAACUCUGAAUGUAUUGAUUAUCAGGAUCACCCACUUGGAAUCUUCAAUACUCCAGAAAUUAUCAAUCAAAACAAACAAAUAUCAUCCAAUCAUAACAAUCAGAUGAUACCUCAUCACAAUCAAGUUGAACCUAAUCAUUGGGACUCAGAUAAUUUCAACCUUAACAGUAUUUCAAAUGAAUAUGGAAUUUCCCCAAACCAAGAGACUUCAAAAGAUUUAUCUCAUAUGGGACUGGAAAAACCAGAGCUUAGAGGAAACAAAAGAGGUUUCUCACCCAGCUCAAAUGGACGCACUGAUAAGCAUCAUCAUUCAGAUAUACUCAAUGGGGAAGAAUCUUCCGUGGACAUCUACAAUUCUAAAAACCUGGUAGAUCAUGGAAAUAUUUGGGGAAACAAACAACUCUACAAUCAUCCUGAACUUCCCAUACAUGAUACCAGGAGUUUAGGUACCCAAUACAAUUGGCAUGGAAUAUCAAAAGAAAACUCUCAGAGUCAGGGGUAUGAAACUGCCUACAUUUUGCAUGAAGACCCAUACAAAAAAGACAUCUUUGAGGAUUCUCGUGGGCUACCUACUGUUGAUUUUCCAGUUCAUCUAGAAAAUAUUAAUCACAGACUACCACAAACUUCAGGUUCAAACUUUCCCCUUGACAUAUUUCAUAAUCCAACAAAUAAAGAUGAUUGGGAAAUGAGUUUAAUUAAAAUACAUGAACCAAAUCAUGUAUACAAAGAUAUUUUAUCCUCCAGCAGAAAUCAGGAAGCACUACAUGAUUUAGAGGUGGGGGAUCUAUAUGGAAUUCAAGGACCACAGCUAUUUUUGCCUCAUAUACAUCCAGUUGAAAAUCACCCCUUUGGAAUUUGGAACCCAUCUUCCAUGAAUGAUGAUAUGCAUUUGGUUGGAAAUAUUGACUCACAUGGAGCCAUUGGGAAGAAAGACAGUGAUUUAGGAACAAUUCAUCCAACACCAGAAGCCCAUUCUCAUGACAAGCCAGUACUUUAUAAGGCUCAUGAAUAUCAUGAUUUGACCCAAGCCAAUCAGCAAGAGUUUGGAGGGAUUGAACCCUCUUUCAAAUUCCAAUCAGGAUUCAAAAGGAGAAGCUCAAAAGAAAAUGAUAAGGUUCCAAAGAAAUACUGUCCUACACAGGGUUCAAUAAUUCAGAACAAGCAUAUUGGAAUACUUGAAUCAGAAAUCCAACCACCAAAACAGUCACAAGAAUUCAUGAAUGAACCUCAAAGAAUUUCAACAGAUAUCAAUCAAAAUCCAUCAACUAGCACAAGGCUCUUGGAGAAUCCCAAUACUUACAGUGGUCAACCUGAUAAUCAUAUUGGCUCACCCACUUUUCCCUUGAAAGGUAUGGCAAAGAAGGAAAAGAGUGUCAAAGAAAGUUUUCCAGAGACUGAUGACCUUAAGGGUUGCAAGGACCUCUUACCAAAUUUGGUGAACCGUGUCCGCAAAUCAUCCAGUAUACCAUCAAUGUUUACAGUUGAUCCUAUUGUGGCUCCUUUUAUGAAGAAUCUUCAAGAAAGCUUUAUCAAGUUGAACUUCAAACAUAGGUGUAAAAGUGAAGAGUUUCAUCAAUCACUGAAAGCCAGACUUGAACAUUUAACACAUCAAUUUCUUUCACUACAAUUACAAACAACCCAGAAGAUUCAUCAACUUGAUCUUUCUGAAGAGAUUGUAAAUUCAACUUUACAAGAAGGUUAUGAAUGGUUGAUGAAGAUUUGGGGAAGUUUACCAGUUGAAAAAAUCUCAUUUAGUACAGAUCAAAGUAGGAAAUUAGCUCCAAAUAAAACCAAGACAUUUCAAGAUUUCUUACGUUUUAGAGUACAGAAUAUGGGUAUCUUUAGAACAUCACAAGUAAAAUUUUCAGCUUGGUUACUUUUCCAUUGGAUUCUUGAAUGUAAGAGGUCAUGGUAUGAUGUAUUGAGACUAAGAUCAAGUUAUGAAGAGGUUUUGAAUACAUCAACAGAGGGGUCUAUUGUGUUGUCUAGAUCCAUCCUUUACUUCCUUAAAAACUAG
Messenger RNA from Melampsora larici-populina 98AG31, 2181 nucleotides. RefSeq lists its product as uncharacterized. The transcript is spliced from 2 exons. NCBI's taxonomy places the organism in Eukaryota, Fungi, Basidiomycota, Pucciniomycetes, Pucciniales, Melampsoraceae. The record is from RefSeq and is a predicted model, not a curated record. Bases 1 to 2181 code for a protein of 726 amino acids.